Messenger RNA from Saprolegnia parasitica CBS 223.65, 1605 nucleotides. RefSeq lists its product as hypothetical. Gene Ontology annotation, cellular component: membrane. Gene Ontology annotation, biological process: regulation of membrane potential; potassium ion transmembrane transport. Gene Ontology annotation, molecular function: voltage-gated potassium channel activity. Lineage: Eukaryota; Oomycota; Saprolegniomycetes; Saprolegniales; Saprolegniaceae. The transcript is spliced from 4 exons. The coding region runs from base 1 to 1605 and encodes 534 amino acids. The record is from RefSeq and is a predicted model, not a curated record.
AUGAACGGCGUGAAGCGCCACAUUGGGACGCGAAUGAAGGCGAUGACGAACGCGACGACCAAGCCGGUCGUGCCCGGUCGGCGCGUGCCGAGCAAGAAACCGCUUUUGGCCCUGCAGCAGUACGAGACCGGGUACAAUGUGCAGCAAAUUGACGGCGGCGGCCCCAAGCCGCUGCGCAUGCGGUCACUGCGCACGCUCUUGUCACCUCGCCGGGGUGGCGUCCGUGAGUCCUUCUCGCACCUCAACACCAAGCUGCGCGACUCGCGCACGUACGUGCUCGACCCGAAGAGCGCGCGUAGCAUCCAGUGGGACGUCUUUAUGGCAUGCUUGAUUGCCUACAGCGGCAUCACAGUGCCAUUGUAUGUGAGUUUUCCAAGCUUUCAAGUCACGAGUCACUGGGCCGCCGUUGACAAUGGCAUUGACGUGUGUUUUGGCAUUGACAUUGUGCGCAACUUCCUCAUGGGAUUCUACGACGAGCAAGAUCUUCUCGUCGUCGACGUCAAGCAGAUCGCCAAGAGCUACCUUCGCACGUGGUUUCUCCUCGAUUUUGUCUCGACGUUUCCGCUCGAAGCCGCCGUGAAGCUCUUCAACCCGUCCGUGGUCGCCAACUCGCACUCGCUCGCGUCCGUUCAGCUCCUCCGCGUGUUGCGCGUGACGCGCAUCCUCAAGCUUGCGCGCCUCGCCAAGCUCCGCGUCUUCUUCAAGCGCGUUGAAGAAACGUUUGGGUUCAACCCCGGGGGCGUUCGCCUCGCGCGGCUCAUCUUUGUCGUGCUCUUCCUCGCCCAUGUCCUCGCCUGCAUGUUUCACUGGAUCGGCCAGCCGUACGACCCGACCGUUGCCACCUCCAACCAGCGAUCGCUUCGCGUCGCAACGUCGGCCGUGGCCUCGACAUACCGUCCCAACUCGACGUGGCUGAUCGAAAACGAUAUUCGGACCCAGCCGGACAGCAUUCGGUACCUCUACUCGCUCUACUGGGUCAUUACGACCUUGACGGGCGUCGGCUACGGCGACGUGCACGCCGUCUCGGUCACCGAGCGCGCGUUUGCGAUCUUCGCCAUGAUGGUUGGCGCGUCUGUCUUUGGCUUUGUCAUUGGCAACAUUUCGUCCCUCCUCGAGUCGAUGGACACACGCGCGGCCGUGUACCAGCUCAAGAUGGCGCUCGUGAAGGACUACAUUCGCACCCACAAGCUGCCAAAGGACCUGCGCACCAAGCUCUCGCGGUACUUUGAGCACUACCUCGCGCGCGCGUCGCUCUUUGACGAGUCGUCCAUUUUGAGCGAAAUCCCGCUGAGUCUCCGGAACGAGAUUGUGCACUUUACGUGCCGCGAAAUUUUUCUGAUUCCAGCGUUUGCAUCCAUCAACACGCAGUUUGUCAUGGACAUGGCCAUUUGCAUCAAACCGCUCUUCCUCCUCGCCAAGGCCGUCAUUGCCAAGCAGCAUACGGUCGGCCGCGAGAUGUAUUUCUUAAACUCGGGCAUCGUCGCGGCCUCCAACGCAACGGUGCACGGCAAGAUGGUGCUCACUGAAGUGCUGAGCGAGAACGCGUACUUUGGCGAGCCGCCGCUGCUUUUUACACGCUGCGUGAAAACACGUUUACGUGCUUGA